Molecule: messenger RNA, 153 nt
Organism: Anisakis simplex (herring worm)
Lineage: Eukaryota; Metazoa; Nematoda; Chromadorea; Rhabditida; Anisakidae
Source: the annotation of a GenBank genome assembly
AUGCUCUAUGAGGAGGAUGUAGUGGAAGAGGACGCAAUAUUGGAAUGGCACGACACGCUCGCGCCCGAGUCGCAGAUGCGCGCGCUUGUGGCGCCGAUUAUCGCGUGGUUGAGGGAGAGUGACGAGGACGAGGAGGAAUCUGAGAGUGGUUAG